AUGGCGACUGGACCAAAUGGAGCUGCUAAUGGAUCUACCAAAACGCAUGAAAUGCGUUUACCAUCAAAAGUAAUUUAUGAUAAAUUGGAAAGUAACGAUUUUGACGUGAACACAGAAUAUAAGGAAUGUGACAACAUAGCACUUAAUGGUGCAAAUGAAGGAAAACUUAAAGAAAUUUGUAACAAGUCCUUAACAUUCAUAAAAACAUCUGCACUAUGGGAUCUUGAAGAAGAUGGUUAUGACGUCUGCUUGCAAGUAAAUUAUUGGUUAUACGAUAUAUUAACCGGAAUUUAUGGUUCCGACGGUACUGUAAAUAUUGAGGACACCUUCCGUAAAAUCCAGCAUGCCCUAGGAGAAAAUAUGAAGACGAAAGAAGUAAAACAUAAUAAUGAAAAAUGUAAGCUGGAUUUUAAUAUUUUUAAGGAAGCAUAUUGGAAGAAGAGAAGGGAAUUAUAUGAGUAUUAUGUUGAUCAUAAAUAUCUCAAAUUUAUGGCUACAGACUAUGAAGACCUUAAUAAAUGCACAUAUUAUAAUAAAAUUAAAGAAAAACAAGAAUUAUUUAAUUAUUUCCAUUUACUCUGUGAACACGGACAAAAUAAAUACCGAAAAUUUUGCACAGAUGUCAAGUCCCAUAAUCCUGCUCUAAUAUUACCCACAUUACCAUGUCACAGUAAAAUGGGACAGGCCCAUUGGCUAUUUGGAAAUUCCGAAACCGGAAUGCAAGUUACUCUUGGAACACUGCGUGUUGCCGCAAUUUUCCUAAUUGCCGCUUUACUAUAUAGAUAUACACCCGUUGGUCCUUGGAUUCGUGAGCACCUUCGUGGUAGAACAAAUAGAAGGAGGAGGGCCAUGGAUGAAGUUUCAUUGUAUACAGAAGAAACAGAUAGUAUAUUUUCGGAUGACACAUCCAGCUAUAUAUCCUAUCAAUCUCUAUAA
Messenger RNA from Plasmodium coatneyi, 936 nucleotides. RefSeq lists its product as uncharacterized. Lineage: Eukaryota; Apicomplexa; Aconoidasida; Haemosporida; Plasmodiidae. The transcript has 4 exons. Bases 1 to 936 code for a protein of 311 amino acids. The record is from RefSeq and is a predicted model, not a curated record.